AUGGAAAACUGCGUUAAGCUAGCUGUGGUUGGAAAGAUUAGCAUAGCGGCACAGCUAGACGAUGGACGCCGCAUUGCUGUAAGAAGGCACAAUGAGGAGGUAGAUCGAAACCGCCACAUUUUAUCAAAGAUCAUUGACUGUAUUAAAUUUUGUGGUGCUUUUGAACUGGCAAUGCGGGGACAUGAUGAAAGUGUUUCUUCAGACAAUCCAGGAAUUUUCAGAGGUCUAGUCGACUUAAUGGCUUCCAUUGAUCAGGACUUGAGGGAACACCUUAAAAAUGCAACCGUUUUUAAAGGAACUUCCAAGACAGUUCAGAACGAGCUCCUGGACUGUAUGCUGGCUGUUCUGACAGAACGGAUCAUGGAUGAAGUAAAGUCAACUGAAUUUUUAGCUAUCCAUGCAGAUCAAACUACUGACAUUUCCACUCACUGUCAGUUGGUGUUGGUAUUGAGAUACAUUGACAAACGCAAAAAUAUACAAGAGCGUUUUUUUGAGUUCAUCAAGCUACCCAACGCCUGUGCCGAAGCAAUAGCCAGUGCUUUAUUGGAGAGGCUGCAGACCAUCCUUCCCGAGGGACAAGAGAAAAAGUUGAUAGCCCAGGCCUAUGAUGGAGCCACGGUAAUGAGGGGUGCCACUGGAGGAGUGCAGCGGAAGGUGCAAGACAUCUAUCCACACGCUCACUACGUUCACUGUUAUGCCCAUCAAUUAAAUUUGAUUAUGCAACAAGCAACCUCCCAUAUCCCUCAAAUCAGUCAUUUCUUUUCUGACUUGGGGGGAUUUGCUUCUUUUUUUACAAAAUCGAGCAAGCGGACUGCUGUGCUUGAUGAAGUGGUGGCCCACCGACUUCCAAGUGCAUCGUCAACACGUUGGAACUUCAACAGUCUUGCUGUUAACACAGUGUACGAGCACAAGGAUGAGCUGGUGAAGUGUUUUCAGACUAUCCGGAACACAGAAGCCGAAGCAUUUGAUGGCCCAACAAAGAGGGAAGCUGGCGGCUAUGUGAGAAUGCUGGAAGACGACACAUUCUGUUUUUUCCUUUCAUUGUUUCACAAGAUUAUGCCUCAUGUAGACGUGUUAUACAACCAUCUGCAGAAGAAGAACAUCGAUUCUGUAUACAUCGCAGGAAUCACCCAGGCAUUCAUCAGUCGCAUGCAGACUAUCAGGGAGGCUGUUCCCAGUCUGGCUGAUGAUGAGGAGUACAGGGGACCUGUUCAGGAGCCAACCCCAAAGAAAAGGAGAACAUUGGAGAAGACACACGACACCAUUUGGCACUGGAGGUAUGUGACACCAUUAUGAGCCAUGCCAAGGAGAGGUUUUCUUUCACCAAGCACCUCGUCAGCGCCACUCUGUUGCAAGGAGACUUGUUCCAACAACACAGCAGGAAGUUCCCAGAUUCAGCACUGAAAACCACAGUGGAAGCCUACCCUUCACUGGACAAGGCCAAACUUAAAACAGAAUUGUCCCUGAUCUACGAGAACGAGGAGUUCCAGAGUUGCAGUGGUGCACUGGCUCUCUAUCAGGUUUUGAUGGAAAACAACCUUCAAGACACAUUCACUGAAACUGUAAGUCUUCUGAACAUCCUCAUCACCACACCAAUGACAACAUCAGACUCGGAGAGGUGCUUCUCUACUU
This is a messenger RNA of Thalassophryne amazonica, 1632 nucleotides long. RefSeq names its product zinc finger MYM-type protein 1-like. Lineage: Eukaryota; Metazoa; Chordata; Actinopteri; Batrachoidiformes; Batrachoididae. Bases 1 to 1296 code for a protein of 431 amino acids. The transcript is spliced from 3 exons. The record is from RefSeq and is a predicted model, not a curated record.